Medicago truncatula (barrel medic) is the source of this 1685-nucleotide messenger RNA. Its product is annotated as disease resistance protein RPP4-like. The record is from RefSeq and is a predicted model, not a curated record. The coding region runs from base 192 to 1685 and encodes 497 amino acids. The transcript is spliced from 2 exons. NCBI's taxonomy places the organism in Eukaryota, Viridiplantae, Streptophyta, Magnoliopsida, Fabales, Fabaceae. Gene Ontology annotation, biological process: defense response.
AGAGGAUGCAAGCACUUCUACAUGAAAAUAACACAUGUAUUUGAUUAUGAAAUAUAACAAGGAAAGUAUACGUGACAACCAUUCCUAAUUAUUAAUUUAAUUUUUAUCAGGGAACUAAAGCUGUCGAAGGGAUAACAUUCGAUAGUACAGAUGUGGGGGAUCUUUACUUGAAGUCUAAUUCCUUUAGAAGGAUGACAAAUUUAAGAUAUCUUAAAAUCUAUAAUAAAUCUAGAGGAAACACGUGCAAUGUGUACUUUCCCGAUGGUCUUGAGUGGAUUUCUGAUAAAUUGAGGUAUCUUCGAUGGGAAGGAUACUGUCUUGAGUAUUUGCCAUCAACCUUUUGUGCUGAAAUGCUCAUAGAGCUUCACUUGAGUCAUAGCAAGCUUAAAAAGCUAUGGGAUGGAGUUCAGAAUCUUGUGAAUCUAAACAUACUUUGGCUUGAAUCCUCCAAAAAUCUGAUUGAGAUCCCAGACUUAUCUAAGGCUACAAAUCUUCAUAGAGUAUAUCUUUUUCAAUGUGAAAGCCUGGGUCAGCUCCAUCCUUCCAUCUUUUCUCUCCCUGAUCUUAGAUAUCUAGAUUUACGAGACUGCAAAAAGAUUGAAAGCCUUAAAACCAACAUUCAUUCAAAAUCUCUUCGUGAACUCUUACUCGAUGGUUGUGCAUCUCUCACAGAAUUUUCGGUGACAUCAGAUGAAAUGACAGAGUUGACCUUAGGUGGCACUGCUAUACGUGAAUUGUCUUCAUCGAUUUGGCGUAACAGAAAACUUACUUCGCUUGGCCUAUCCGAGUGUAACAAGCUUAACAUUGUUGGGAAUAAGUUAACAAAUGAUCAUGGACUUGGGUCUGUUACCGAGCUAGACCUUUUAGGGUGCACAGAAAUCAAUGCAUUAAGUCUGUGGUCUAUCCUUGAUGGCAUACAGUCUUUAAAAUGGCUCUCAUUGCAUGAGUGUUGCAACAUGGAAUGUCUCCCCGAGAACAUACAAAACCAUUCAAUGCUAAAAAGUCUAGCUUUAGAUGAUUGCAGGAAACUUGUGUCUGUAACAGAGCUUCCGCCAUCCCUAUUAUCUUUGAGUGCCAUUAAUUGCACUUAUCUGGACACAGACUCCACUCAACGGUCAUUUCUUGAGAACAUGGUACAAAUCUUCUCUAAAUACCCUUUUCAUGCAAAUGAACAUGAUGAUUUUUAUUUCUCUAUCUUGCCAGGAGCACAAGUUCCUCGCAAGUUUGAUUUUCAAACAAUAAAGGCUUCAAUAACCAUUCCUCCUAUUCCAAAAUAUAACCUGUCUGGUUUCAUAUUCUGCACCAUUCUUUCUAAGGGCUUCCAUAUUUGCAAUCACCCCCUGCAUUGUGUCAUCUUUGAAAACGGCAAAGAAGUUGAAACGUGUUUUACUUUUGCUUGCAAUUAUAUUGGGACAUUAAUUUCAGAUCAUGUAUUAAUUUCAGAUCAUGAUGUCAAUGAAGAAUUGUGGUGGUCAACGGAGGGGAUAAAGGGGUGUGGGGUCUUACCUGUAUAUAACUUAGAACAUAAGUCAGAUCUGGAUGGUAGGGAAAUUGGUAAAUUAAAAUUCAGUGCUCAAUAUUCUGGUGGGCAGGAAAAUUAUAAUGAGUUACAGCCUUCAGCAAUUGGAGGUGAAGUCAUAAGCUCCAACAAUGAAAAAGAAGGUUUGACAUCUCAACUAUGUUGA